AUGGCCGGGGCGUGGGAGAGAAGCCGGGCCCGGACGCGUCCCGCUCGGCGUUCGGGCAGCCGCGGCGGAGGCCUUUCCGGGGACUCUCAGCCCACGCAUGCGCGAGCCCGCCUCUGCGCACGCGUGACGGGCCGCGCCGCGCUUCUCGGCCGCGCCGCUAGAAGGAAGGGCUCCGGAGUUAAGGUUGCUGGAGGCUUACCUGUGCUCAGGCAGUAUAGCAGGCGUGGCCUGCACAAUGGGAAGUCCUCCAACUGCUCUGUAUCCCUGGACAGAAUGCCCUCUGAAGUUUUGCUGAAUAUAUUUUCCUACUUGGAUGUUGUGAGCUUGCUGUGCACUGGAUGUGUGAGCAGACGCUUUUAUCAGCUGGCCAGUGACAAUUUAAUUUGGAUCAAAAUCUACUCAGCUACAUUCCCAUCAAAAAGAUCAUAUUGGAAAAUUGCUUCAGUGGACGAGACAGCUGCAUCUGUGAGCUCCCUCUCAGUUGAGGAAAAAGAAGUUGGAUACUGGAAGAGAGAGUACAUUACAAAGCAAAUCUCCUUUGUGAAAGCAAGACUAGCCCACAUUCUCAAACCUGUCAACCCCUACACAGGCCUUCCUGUGAAGACCAAAGAGGCCCUCAGAAUCUCUGGCUUAGGUUGGACACUUAUAUUAAGAGAAAAAAGUGGGAAAGAGCACAUCGUUCCGCAUGCUGAUCUUUCCUUAAAUGACACGUCUGUCACUGUUGUAUGGUAUCGCACAGAUUGGCCGCAUCUAGACACAUUGUCCACCCUGGAUCUGUGUGGAGUGACACCAGUUUUUAUGGACCAGUAUAAAGCCCCUGACCCAAAUGGACCACGAUGGCUGUCUUUAAUUGCAAAGUAUGAGCUGACUCAUUUAAGCAAGACUACCAUGAUUGGCUGGGACAGACUUGUUCGGAUAUUCUGUCUAAAUCCUGGCCUCCUGGUGGGGCUGUGGCAGAAGGAGGACGGACUGGCUUUUGUCAUGGCAACUCUUCAUUUCCAUCACCUUGUGGAGAAGAGCACACUAGGCUCCGCCACUCUGUAUGUAUCUGGUCCCUAUAUGCUGCCUCCUCACAGUCCAUUUGUGGAUGACAGCCCAGAGUACGGACUGCAAGGCUAUCAGCUCCACAUUGACAUGCAUGGCGGUGGGAUCUUCUACCUGUGUAGUACAUUUCGCAAUCUCUUCUCCAGGAAAGAGGGAAGAACCAGGGGACAAUCACAAUCAAAUCAAAGCAAAGCCAACUUCAACAGUGUGAAAAAGUUCAGUGCUCUGUGUCUGGACCCGUGGUUGAUCAUCUCAGCUGCAAAGGUCUGGAGCAGCUCUGGCUCAGGCGCUGAAGCCCAUAGCCCACAGCACUUGUCUUGUGGGUUCAGGCUAGCUCUCUCCACAGCUGCUGCUGUCCCUGGCCGUCAUCCUGUGGUUCUGGCGUUUCCAGCAUGCUAGGCUCUUUACUGAAACUAAAGCUGCAUUUUCAUCAAUGUCCUAUCCCAGCCUCUCUUCAGGGACUCCAACCUUGCCUUCUAUUGCUGAGCCUCAGUUGCUCUCCAGGACCCCUUCAUGCCUUUAAACCAGCACCACCUGAGUGAUUCUGACACGUUUCCAAGUGUCACUGCUCAUGGGAGAUGCAGGCCUGGCUGCCAUGGGACACAGUGCCUCUGUGCUGACCCUGAGGAAGCACGUCCAGGAGAGUUGCCUCAGUGAUGCUGAACUCUUCUUCAUCUGCCUGAUUUUCAGCCUCGGCUAAGCAAUAUCACUUGUCCCAUUCAAACAAAUGCUUUACUUCAGUGGUGCUGCUCUUUUGUUUAUCACAGCUGAUUUCUUCAGUGGCCCUGUCCAGAGCCCCAGGUUCUUAAGUGAAAAGAUCAUACCAGUGGCCCUGACUUUGCUUCCCGGGCCUGUGUCGUCUUCAUCUCUUUCAUCAUUCCUGUCUUCCAAACUCCUUCUGUAUAUCAGUCAUCAAUCGGGAAUAUGCCCGUCAGGCUUGCCAGUAUGAUGGGGCAUUUUCUCAACUGAAGUUCCUCUUCUCAUGUUUAAUUGACAAAAAACAAAUAACCUGCCCCCUCAAAAUAAUAAAAUUAGCCAACACAGGUGGCU
Messenger RNA from Meriones unguiculatus (Mongolian gerbil), 2094 nucleotides. It is a transcript of the gene Fbxo15, whose product is annotated as F-box protein 15. Gene Ontology annotation, molecular function: protein binding. The transcript has 9 exons. The coding region runs from base 1 to 1443 and encodes 480 amino acids. The record is from RefSeq and is a predicted model, not a curated record. NCBI's taxonomy places the organism in Eukaryota, Metazoa, Chordata, Mammalia, Rodentia, Muridae.